CCAUGGGCUCUAUGAGCACAAACGUCUUUGUGCUCUUGUGGCGUGUGAUCACAAGCGGUGCGUGUAAGUUCAGUGAUGAUUCCUAUGGAAGGUCUUCUCCACCAGGCUCCCAGCAGCACGGUAACACUCCUGGGGGCUGGGCUGUUUCUACUGGUCCUCUACCUCCUCUCCUCUGGUUCCAGUUCUGAGCCACAGGGGAAGGAGCCUCCAGGACCCAGACCACUACCCCUGCUUGGUAAUCUGCUCCAGCUGGAUUUAAAGAGGCUAGGCGACACUGUCUAUGAGAUGUCUAAGACAUAUGGCUCGGUGUUCACAGUUCACAUUGGACCAAAAAAGGUGGUGGUUCUUGCAGGAUACAAGACGGUCAAGGAGGCACUGGUCAACCAUGCAGAGGAGUUUGGAGAACGGGGGAUUGCUUCUGUAUUUAGGGAACUCCAACAAGGAAAUGGUAUUUCAUUCGCCAAUGGAGAUUCGUGGAAAGAGAUGAGACGCUUUGCCCUGACAAACCUUCGAGACUUUGGCAUGGGCAAAAAAGGGAGCGAGGAGAAGAUCAUUGAGGAAGUUCGCUACCUGAUAGAAGUGUUUGAAGAACACAAGGGUGAAGCCUUUGACACAACCCAGCCAAUACAUUAUGCCAUCUCCAACGUAAUCUGCAGCAUUGUCUAUGGCAGCAGGUUUGAAUACUCUGAUCCCAGAUUCAGACACUCGGUGGAUCGAGUCAAUGAGAGCCUCCGGCUUGGAGGCUCUGCUUCAGUAGAGUUGUACAACAUCUUCCCGUGGCUCGGUCCGUUACUUGAGUCCAAGUCCCGUAUGUUUCAAAAUGAUGCCGACAACAAGAAGGAGAUCCGAGACCUGGUGAUGGAGCUGAAGGAGACUCUCAACCCUCAGAUGUGUAGAGGCUUCAUUGACUCAUUCCUGGUCCGAAUGCAGACCUUGGAGGAGACGGGAAACUCAAACUCUCAUUACCACAUUGAGAAUCUAAUACAGACAGUGGCCAACCUCUUUGCUGCCGGCACCGACACCACGGCAACAACCAUGCGCUGGGGUCUGAUGUUUAUGGCCAAGUACCCCCAAAUACAGGACCGGGUCCAAGAGGAGAUAAGCAGGGUUAUAGGAAGUCGUCAGCCCUUGAUAGAAGACAGGAAGAACCUGCCCUACACUGAUGCAGUGAUCCAUGAGACCCAGAGGGUGGCCAACAUUUUACCCGUCUCUCUUCUUCACGUCACCAGCCGAGACAUCACCUUCCAGGGAUACUUCAUCAAAAAGGGGACAGAUGUGAUUCCUCUGCUGACAUCAGUCCUCCGGGACGAGAGCGAAUGGGAGACUCCUCACGCCUUUAACCCCGCCCACUUCCUGAAUGAGAGAGGUCAAUUUGUCAAGAGAGACGCAUUCAUACCCUUUUCAUUAGGUCGUAGAUUGUGUCUGGGGGAGAGUCUUGCCAGGAUGGAGCUCUUCAUUUUUUUUGCCUCCCUCCUGCAGCGUUUUCGUUUCUCUCCUCCUCCAGGAGUAACAGAGGAUGAUCUCGACCUCACUCCAUUGGUGGGGUUAACCCUCAAUCCUUUACCUCACCAGCUGUGUGCUGUGAGCCGAGUCUGAAUGACAUUCUGUAUCUUUGACAAACUAGAUUCUCAACAUUAGAAAAACACAGGACUCCAAAGUCAUUGUCGCUUAACAUAGAAAGAAAUUAUAUUAAUUUAUAUCUGGUUUAAAUUGUAUUGCACCAAAAUGGCAGAAUGAGCUACAGUGGAUAUAAAAAGUCUACACAUACCUGUUAAAAUGCCAGGUUUAUGUGAUGUAAAAGAAUGCGACAAAGAUAACCUGGCAUUUAACAGGGGUGUGAAGACUUUAAAUCCACUGUAUCAUACGCCAUUCAGACCAGCCAUGCAGUCUAAGAUGCUAACAUGCUAAUGACAAAGAAAUUACAAAUUGGUCAUAUCCCAAACGUCUUCAAGGAAUAAGUAAUCACAGUUAAUGAUUUUCAAAUGUUUAAUAUAUGACAAUCUGUACAUAUUAAAAUAAAGUACUAUGUAAUGUUCUGUGUAUCUUUUAUAUAGGUAGAUAUUAAUAUAGAUUUCAGCGGUUUUUAAAUCCAUAUUAAAUGUAGUGUAGCUGGGCACAGCCAGAACAGAAGACGUAACAACAUAAACAGUACCUUGGCGACGGUCUCGGAGGUGGCUCGUAAAAGGUGGACUACAUCUGGGUGUCAGUUAGAAUUAUGGACAUAUCUACGUACAGUGGGGAGAACAAGUAUUUGAUAACCUGCAAAAUCGUCAGUGUUUCCUACUUACAAAAAAUCCAGAAAAUCACGUUGGAAGAAGUUCUGGAUGACGGACAAUCUUCCUCGGUCUGGGGCUCCAUGCAAGAUCUCACCUCGUGGGGCAUCAAUGAUAUUGAGGAAAGUGAGGGAU
This is a messenger RNA of Esox lucius (northern pike), 2408 nucleotides long. RefSeq names its product cytochrome P450 2K1-like. NCBI's taxonomy places the organism in Eukaryota, Metazoa, Chordata, Actinopteri, Esociformes, Esocidae. The coding region runs from base 76 to 1596 and encodes 506 amino acids. Gene Ontology annotation, molecular function: oxidoreductase activity, acting on paired donors, with incorporation or reduction of molecular oxygen, reduced flavin or flavoprotein as one donor, and incorporation of one atom of oxygen; iron ion binding; heme binding. The record is from RefSeq and is a predicted model, not a curated record. Gene Ontology annotation, cellular component: intracellular membrane-bounded organelle; cytoplasm. The transcript is spliced from 8 exons. Gene Ontology annotation, biological process: xenobiotic metabolic process.